This is a messenger RNA of Westerdykella ornata, 1490 nucleotides long. RefSeq names its product ser/Thr protein phosphatase family protein. The transcript has 2 exons. NCBI's taxonomy places the organism in Eukaryota, Fungi, Ascomycota, Dothideomycetes, Pleosporales, Sporormiaceae. Bases 185 to 1174 code for a protein of 329 amino acids. Gene Ontology annotation, molecular function: hydrolase activity. The record is from RefSeq and is a predicted model, not a curated record.
AGUUCUCCUAUUUAGAUAUUUCUUGCAUGCAAGUCCAUUGACUUUCAGAGAAGUUCACAAAUCAUUUAAUUUUCAACCUAUCUUUCAACAACGUCAUUGAACUGCCACACGUGCGCCACCCCUCUCUACUAAUGUAGUAGUCUACUUCGCCAAGUGAGAGUUCAGUGAAAGAGCUCCAGCCGCCAUGUCUCAGACAUCCACCGUCAAGACCCGCAUUCUAAUCAUCUCCGAUACGCACAACGCAGCCCUCGCCCCGUCCACGAACCACGAUGUUGCUUUCCGAGAACCUCUGCCUAAGGCAGACGUCCUGCUACACUGCGGGGAUCUAACAGGCUUGGGCUUUCUAGAAGAACAUGAGCAAGCGUUGGACAUGCUUGGCCGUAUUGAUGCGGACUUGAAGCUGGUGAUAGCAGGGAAUCAUGACAUCAGCCUGGAUCAGAAGCACUACACAAGGAGAGGUCAAGAUUGGCAUGGAUUUGACGACCCGGAUCAAACGUACGCCGCUCGAGCGAAGGAGCUCUGGCAGGGAGAAAAGGCCAAGGCAGCAGGCGUGACAUAUCUGGAAGAAGGCACACACUGCUUUGUACUCAAGAAUGGCGCGAGGCUGAGAGUCUACGCAUCUCCCUACCAACCCGAGUUCGGCGACAUGGCCUUUCAAUACGCAGAUAACCAGGACCGCUUCAAUCCAAAGGAUCAAUCCACGCCGGACUCACAAUCGAUCGUCGAGAAUCCCGUUCCCGAUUUCCCAGCCGUAGACGUUAUGAUGACACACGGGCCGCCGCUGGGCAUCCUUGACGAUGUCGGUCGCGCGCAUGCCGGCUGCGAGCAUCUUCUACGGGCUGCUCGACGGUGCAAGCCCAAGCUGCACUGUUUCGGACACAUACAUGAAGGGUGGGGUGCUCGAAGGGUGAAGUGGAAGGAGGGGGACAACUUCUAUAUUCCAUGGAAGUACCACGUUGAGAGGUAUGAAUCGGUCAAAGUCGAUCACGAGAGGAUGAAGGCAGACCGGGCAGCCUUUGUGGAUAUCAGUCAAGACGGAGAGGAGGCACUGGUGUGGGGACGAGAGACGCUCAUGGUGAAUGCGAGUAUCAUGACAGUUGAGUAUAGACCCCAUCAGGGCCCGUGGAUAGUAGAUAUGGAUCUGGACAAGGCUACGAAUAAUGCUCAGUCUUGAGUUUAUCUUUCCACCUACGAAUACUGUUCAAUAUCGCUCUUCCCUUUCCGGACGCUUAAGCUCCUCAGCCGGGCAUGUCUCCUGGGGUGAACCCACCACAUGAGACCCCUCAUGGCUGCGUCGAUCCAUCCAAGGCCGGUAUGGAUACCUCCACACAGGCUCCUCUUGCCCUCCGGGUCCUUUUCUCUUGCAUAUCUUCCUUCGAUAUCAUCUCUCUUCUGCAUGUAUAUCCAGGUCACUCCAAAAAUAAUAAAACGCGUCCGCCAGGAGUCAUCCUGAGUUCACAAGCCCUAGGGCUCCUCUUUCAAAGGAUAAA